GGAUACCACCGACGCGCUCCUGCGCUGAUCAGGAACCACUGGCUGUGAGGGAACGGCGGGACUAAGAGGCACCUCAGCCGGUCUGCUCCCACUCCCAUCGCCGCAUAACGACGACGAUGGUGGUGGUGAUGGUGUUGAUGAAACGGAAUGGAGUCGAGCAGGGUGGAUUAAUUCUUCACCAUGAAUGACAGGUACCACAAGGCGGCCCGGGACGGCUACCUGGACCUGCUGAAGGAGGCGACUCGGAAGGAUCUGAACGCGCCGGAUGAGGAUGGCAUGACGCCGACGCUAUGGGCUGCUUAUCACGGCAACCUGGAGGCUCUGCGGCUGAUCGUGGCGAGGGGAGGAAACCCUGAUAAGUGUGACAUAUGGGGGAACACGCCGCUCCACCUGGCAGCUGCCAAUGGUCACGUCAACUGCCUUUUCUUCCUGGUGUCUUUUGGUGCCAACAUAUGGUGCCUGGACAACGACUACCACACGCCGUUGGACAUGGCCGCCACAAAGAAUCACAUGGAUUGUGUCCGCUACCUGGAUGCCAUCGCUACCAAGCAGACAGGCCUCAACACCAAGCUGGUCACCAAGAUGAAGGACAGGGCGUUUCGCGAUGCUGAGCGGCGGAUCAAACAGUGCGUGAAGAUGCAGAAGAAGCACCACAAACGCAUGGAGCAGAGGUUUCAUAAGGAGACCUCUGAGGCCUCCGCGUCAGAUGUCAUGAGUUUUUCCAGUUACACCAGCAGCUCUCUCAGCCACAAGCUGCACAACUUCAAUGCAGCCACUGUCAGUGUGCCAUAUUCUCAGGCUACCCUCCACGCCACAAACCGAGGGAAGACAAAGAUCCAGAGGAAGCUGGAGAAGAGGAAACAAGGAGAUGGGACCUUUAAAAUCUAUGAGGAUGGGAGAAAGAGUGUACGCUCCCUCUCUGGACUUCAACUGGGCAACGAUGUCAUGUUUGUCAAACAGGGGACUUACGUCAACCCAAAGGACCGUGGCCGCCGCAACAUUCGUGACAUGUUCCCCAGAGACAAUUACGAUGCCAUUUCACGUGCCAUGAGUGAGCCGGACCUCCACGGGCCCGAUGUGGAUUACUCUGAGAUCAGCACUGACUCAGGACACGAUUCCCUGUUCAACAGGCCUGGUCUGGGCACCAUGGUCUUCAGGAGGAACUAUGUAAGUGGGGGGAUGUUUGACCUCGGUGGUCGGGAUGACGGCAGUGCGGACCAGUCAGGCAAUAAUGUACGUUUACGCAGUCGGUUGCAGCAAUACCCAAGUGCAGAUGAAGACAGUAUAGGAAGCGCACGCAGCCUGCAGGAGAGGAACGUGGAGGAGCUGCCCUGGGAUGAAGUCGAAUUAGGACUGGACGAUGAUGAUGAGGCUGAAACCAGCCCUCUGGAAGUCUUCCUCGCCACGCAGAGCAUGAGUGACUUUUUCUCCAUCUUUAAGAGGGAGAAGAUCGACCUCGAAGCACUGCUGCUGUGCUCUGACCACGACCUUAAGAGUAUCCACAUCCCCUUAGGACCGAGGAAAAAGAUCUUAGAUGCCUGUAAGAGACGACUGGAAACCAUAGAGGACCCAGACUGCAUCGAGGACACAGAACUAUAAUACAAGUUGUUGUAGACGGUCCCUCUUGCUGUGUGCUCAUCCACGCUUAAAGGUCAGUGGAGCAUUGUGGAGUGAAUGUCACGUAUGGGCAGAAAGGAUGUAAUGAUUUACCUCUCCUGGUACAUCCAUGGUCACAAAGCAGAAAGGACACUGUCAAGAUGAAUAUGUCAAGCAAGAAGAGAUGAGCCUGAGACAAAUUCUUCACAGGAUUUUUUCACUGCGUCUUGUUAGCCGCAGCAGGAUCCCUGCAAAUAUCUCUGUAUUUCGCUGGUUGGAGUCGCCUGCACUGCAAGGUUUGACAAACUGAAAGACGAUUAUCAGAGUGAAAUGCUAUAUGUUCACUGUAUGGAUCAACGGAGAGUUGAUUGUGUCGCCUAACCGUGUUUGCCCCUAUGGGGUAAAUCCUACCCCCUCAUGUGCCUGCAUUGCUCGUGCCUGUGCAUUUGCUUAAACGUGUCUUUUGUCAUGAAUACCUUUGACAUUAACUUUAUUAUAGCAUUAUUCUCUGUGUAAAUUCCAAGCAACACUUUCACCACUUGAGCCACUUGACUGUUUCCUCACUCACAGGCUACGUUCACAUUUCACAGCUUAACGCUCAAUUACGAUUAUUUCCCCAGAUAUGAUCUUUCUGCCUAUACUGUUCUUAUUCAUGCUUGAAGUGACACAUAUCUGUGUGAACAGAUCUCUGCCCUGAAAUGCCUCACAUGCAGCCGCUAACAUGGUUAGUGGUUGCAUGACAUGCACAUUGGAACUACUACAAAAAGCAUCACAUUUGUGAUACAGGCACUGAAAUGCAAGCUUAAUCUCUCAAAUGAUUGCCAUAUUCUGCAUAAUAAUUAGCCACGUGCGUCUGCUUGGCAAAGUAGCCUAUGUGGUGUAUUUUUGAAGAUCUUGACCUUCGGAGCAAUGGGUGUUUAGGAGUGGUGGGGCCGUGAUGUGGAGGGUUUAAUGGAGGAACAGUUCCUCUAUACGUUAGGAUGUCCAGGACUUCAUUCCAUUCAUCCGGUACAUCUCUGUCAGUGCCUUUCGUCAACGCUGUCUCAGCAUGCUGUCCCGAUUAUGAAGCAUCUGCAGUUGGGCUCUAAUGACUGAUGACUGGAGCAGGCUACCACAGCCUUCUGUAGUUUGGAUGGACCACUCCAGCACUGUUUGGUGUGCUAUCUGCGCCUACACAGUAAAGUAUGACGUAAAACCAUGGUUGUAUGGAAAAACACACAUGAAUUCCAAUAUCACCGUUCCCGCGUUGGUUGCAUGGCUAGUGAUCAGAUAUGUAUCGGAUUUAGGACCACAUAUAAAAGUGGCUCAGAUCUUAUUGGAAAAUAUCUUAUUUCUGUGUCCACACUGCUCUGAAGAAAUCAGAUCUGCACCAUUUGAGAGCAAAAAAAAGGGAUUUGGGCCACAUUUGCUUGUAAUGUAAACGUAGCCAUACUUAAUCUCUGUACAUGUUUACACACAGCAAGCCGUGUCAGUCCAAGUGUGGCUCACUGGCAAUGCAGGCCAAGCACUCACUGAGAUUACUCUAGUAUUGUGAAGUAUAUGAAAAUACAGUAUCCUUAGAUAAUUUUGUAAUACAUAAAAUAACAUGUUGCAGUUCUGUAUUUUGCAUGUUCUAUCCAUACACUAGGAAAUUUGUAACCUCAGUGUAUCACUCAUAUGAGUCUUUACAAUAUGAAAGUCUUCCAGUUGUUUGUAUCCUGUAGGUUUAUAUGUCAUAGUAAUAAUAAUAAUAAUAAUCUGCACAGACGCACAUGUUGAUGUUUAUUAUCUCAACUUUUUACAUUUAGGUGGACCUUUAAUUUUAAAAAAGCUGUAAAUUACUAACUAACUAAUAUAUGUAUACAUUUUGCUUUCUUUACUGCACUCUACUUACUUUAUUUCAUGGGUCAGAUUGAAGAUAUGCAGAAUACACAGUAAGAUGUGCCUUUAUAAUGUGGAGCCAUGGUUAACAUUGAGGGAUCCUCUGAGGGAGAACCUAAUGUUUUUAAUCGUGGCCUGCUUUUUGGGGCAAAUUUGUUCCCUUCUUAAUUUCCACCAGAAUCACACACAUAACAUUUAGACCAUGAUGUCAGAGGAUAGAAUGUAAUUGAAAAAUUAAAUAUGAAAGAAAAUGUGUCUUUUGUUGUUGUUUUUUGAAGAUUUUUUAAAGUAUAAAGUAAAUGAAAGCUGACUCAUCAGUGAACCAAACCCAUAAAUUCAUUGAGUAACUAAUAUGCUCUGUUUGUAUAUAAGCAUAGUUUUAACAGGUCAG
Molecule: messenger RNA, 3847 nt
Organism: Epinephelus lanceolatus (giant grouper)
Lineage: Eukaryota; Metazoa; Chordata; Actinopteri; Perciformes; Serranidae
Gene: ush1ga
Product: Usher syndrome 1Ga (autosomal recessive)
Biological process (GO): sensory perception of light stimulus; equilibrioception; sensory perception of sound
Molecular function (GO): protein binding
Source: RefSeq, a predicted model, not a curated record